Molecule: messenger RNA, 1209 nt
Organism: Protobothrops mucrosquamatus (brown spotted pit viper)
Lineage: Eukaryota; Metazoa; Chordata; Lepidosauria; Squamata; Viperidae
Gene: FMN2
Product: formin 2
Exons: 13
Coding region: 1-1209 (402 amino acids)
Biological process (GO): actin nucleation; intracellular transport
Cellular component (GO): endoplasmic reticulum membrane; cytoplasm; nucleus
Molecular function (GO): microtubule binding
Source: RefSeq, a predicted model, not a curated record
AUGAGCUUUAGUCUCUUUCAAAUCUCAUCGUUUAGAGCACAAUCUGAUGAACUGGAAAAGAUAGAAAAGCAUGGCAAAUCAAGUAAAGAAAAGGAGAAUGCUAAAUCUUUGGACAAACCUGAACAGUUUCUUUAUGAGCUCUCCCUGAUUCCCAACUUCUCUGAACGAGCCUUUUGUAUCCUGUUCCAAUCAACAUUCUCUGAAAGCAUUUCCUCUCUCCGAAGCAAACUUGAAUUGUUGCAGAAACUGUGUGAGAGAGCACAAUCUGAUGAACUGGAAAAGAUAGAAAAGCAUGGCAAAUCAAGUAAAGAAAAGGAGAAUGCUAAAUCUUUGGACAAACCUGAACAGUUUCUUUAUGAGCUCUCCCUGAUUCCCAACUUCUCUGAACGAGCCUUUUGUAUCCUGUUCCAAUCAACAUUCUCUGAAAGCAUUUCCUCUCUCCGAAGCAAACUUGAAUUGUUGCAGAAACUGUGUGAGAUGUUGAAAAGUGGCUCAGGAGUUAUGCGGGUUCUAGGCUUGGUCCUGGCUUUUGGGAAUUACAUGAAUGGUGGAAAUAGGACAAGAGGACAAGCAGAUGGCUUUGGAUUAGACAUACUUCCCAAACUCAAAGAUGUCAAGAGUAGUGAUAACAGCAGGAGUCUUCUGUCGUAUAUUGUCUCAUAUUAUCUGCGUAACUUUGAUGAGGAUGCUGGAAAAGAACAAUGCAUCUUCCCUCUUCCAGAGCCGCAGGAUCUUUUUCAAGCUUCUCAGCUAAAAUUUGAAGAGUUCAAUAAGGAUCUUCGCAAGCUGAAAAAAGACUUGAGAGCAUGUGAGACAGAAGCAGGCAAAGUUUGCCAGUUUUCAUUAGAAGAACACAUCCAGCCCUUUAAAGACAACAUGGACAAAUUCAUUAGUCAAGCUAAAACUGACCAUGAGAUGGAAGAAAAAUCUCUGGCAGAGACGCACAAAAGCUUUUUGGAGACUGCGGCAUAUUUCUGUAUGAAACCAAAAAUGGGUGAAAAGGAGGUUUCCUUGAAUGCUUUCUUCAGUAUAUGGCAUGAAUUCAGUUCUGAUUUUAAAGAAUUUUGGAAAAAAGAAAAUAAACUUAUUUUGCAAGAAAGACUUAAAGAGGCUGAAGAAGUAUGUAGACAGAAAAAAGGAAAAUCACUUUACAAUAUAAAACAAAAGCAUGAUUCUGGAAUUAAAGCAAAGAUAAGUAUGAAAAUAUGA